Messenger RNA from Cucumis sativus (cucumber), 1843 nucleotides. RefSeq lists its product as hypothetical. The record is from RefSeq and is a predicted model, not a curated record. The transcript is spliced from 5 exons. Lineage: Eukaryota; Viridiplantae; Streptophyta; Magnoliopsida; Cucurbitales; Cucurbitaceae. The coding region runs from base 281 to 1369 and encodes 362 amino acids. Gene Ontology annotation, molecular function: minor groove of adenine-thymine-rich DNA binding.
AGAAGAAUAAACUAAAACCCUAAAAAACAAAACCCAUUUCGCGGUUCUCUUUCUCUUUCUCCUUCCCAUUUCCCGUGUCUGUUCAGUCGUCACUCGUCACUGAUCGAACAAAGCAAAUACGCAAAUUCACAACACGAAUCACUGAACCCAUCAAUUUCCCAUUUCCAUUCUUCCCUCAACAAUCAACCCAGAACAAGAAGACACACCAAGAACAACCACAACAAGAAGAAAGGGAUCUCCUUUCUUCCCACAUUCCCUUAAUCUGAUUUUGCCCCCCAAAAUGGAUUCACGGGAGAGGUCGAUGCCUUCUGUUCAUCAACAUCAUCAACAAUCAACUCCACCCAACAGGAUGAUCCCCAACAACGCUUCUUAUUCCGCUAAUAUGCCCAAUUCCAACAAUACUUCCCCUUUGAUCAACCCCAAUUCCGCUGCUGCUCAAAUGAUGUCUUCCGCUUCCCGAUUUCCCUUCAACUCCAUGAUGGGUUCCUCUUCUAAGCCUUCCGAAUCUCCCAAUGCAGCUUCUUAUGAUGGAUCGCAGUCUGAAUUGCGCACUGGUGGCUUUAACAUUGAUUCUGGGAAGAAGAAGAGAGGCCGUCCCAGGAAGUAUUCUCCUGAUGGGAAUAUCGCCUUGGGUUUAUCACCAACCCCCAUCACUUCUUCCGCCGUUCCUGCCGAUUCCGCCGGCAUGCACUCCCCAGAUCCUCGCCCUAAGAAGAACAGGGGACGGCCGCCCGGUACAGGGAAGAGGCAAAUGGAUGCUUUGGGGACCGGCGGUGUUGGUUUUACUCCUCAUGUCAUUCUUGUGAAACCAGGAGAGGACAUUGCCUCAAAAGUUAUGGCAUUUUCACAGCAGGGGCCACGGACUGUUUGUAUUCUCUCUGCCCAUGGGGCUGUCUGCAACGUUACCCUUCAACCUGCAUUGUCAUCUGGUAGUGUGUCAUACGAGGGCCGCUAUGAAAUCAUAUCUCUAUCAGGUUCCUUUUUGAUUUCUGAAAAUAAUGGUAAUCGGAGUCGAAGUGGUGGUUUAAGUGUGUCUCUAGCAAGUGCAGAUGGACAAGUUCUUGGUGGAAUUACCAACAUGCUAACGGCAGCAUCGACAGUUCAGGUUAUAGUCGGUAGCUUUCUCGUGGAUGGAAAAAAGCUAGGAGCAAGUAUACAGAAAUCUGGGCCGUCGUCUACGUCCCCCAAUAUGUUAAACUUUGGUACACCCGUGGCUGCAGGCUGCCCCUCUGAAGGUGCAUCAAAUAAUUCAUCCGACGACAAUGGUGGUAGCCCUUUAAGCCGAGGGCCUGGAAUGUACACCAAUGCGAACCAACCAAUUCAUAAUAUGCAGAUGUAUCAACAAUUAUGGGCUAGCCGAAAUCAAUAAUGAAGCUGCUUUGCUCAACUUAACAGUGUAGUGCAUUGGGUGUCGAAGUGGUUAGUGUUUUGCAUCCCGAUGUAUAGAGGUUAGUUCUGGAUUCUGUCCCUAACAUCCAUUGCGCAAACCCCGUAUCAUAACUUUUCUAGAUUAGAUUCUCUAUUGAUCUUUUAGCUGCUGGUUAGCUUUUUUCUAGUCUGUCCAAAUUGUCUACUUGAACAUUUAUCCAUGAAUGCGGAAUUUCUGAAGAUUGUGGUAAAUUGUAUCGAUUGGGAUGUCAUUAUUAAAAACUAAGAAGGGUAAAUUUUCUACUCUCCUCUCUUAAUUAGGGACAAAAUCAAACGUAUCCAAAUAUGGAUUGUCGAAUCCGUAGUCAGUAACACAUUAGUUUUAACCUCUUGGAAAAGCCAUGAAGUUGAGUCAACAUGAUUAUUCAUGGAACGAUGUGUUCAAAUCAAAAUGAGUACAAAUUAUUAUUGUUAA